CACAAUUAGUUCCCGGCCCGCUCAGGUUUAUUUUUUUGUACCACAUGUCGCGCAGUACAGAAUUCUAAGCAGAUAAUUGGGUUUUGUAAAAGCCCGAGCGAUGUGAGGUUGCAACGUCCUUUUCAUCAUCAUAAGCUUUGAAUAGUCAACAUGCUUAUCUCCAAACAAAACCGUCGUGCCAUCUACGAGCAGCUGUUCAAGGACGGUGUUCUUGUGGCCAAGAAGGACUUUAACGCUCCCAAGCACGAUGAGCUAGAGUCUGUUCCCAACCUGCAGGUCAUCAAGGCUAUGCAGUCACUUAAGUCCCGUGGAUACGUUCGUGAGCAGUUUGCGUGGCGCCACUACUACUGGUACAUCACCGAUGAGGGUAUCCAGUACAUCCGCGAUGUGCUGCACCUUCCCGCUGAGAUUGUACCAGCCACUCUUAAGCGCUCUAGCCGACCUCCCCAGACUACCGGACGCCCUGGUGGUGACCGUCGCGAGGGCGGUAGCCGUCGUGAUGAUGGUGGUCGUGGAGACUACCGUCGUGGUGGUGACGAUAAGAAGGUUGGUGCUGGUUCUGACUUCAACCCUGAGUUCCGCGGUGGUUACGGACGUGGACGUGCCUUCGGUGGACAACAGACCGCCCCCGCUGGAGUACCUCAGUAAAUUAAUAAUACCCCCUAUCCAUCUGUAGAUCGUUACUGCAAACUUCGCGGCAAAUCUAUAUUAUUUUUGCCUGUGCGUAACUUUAUCCGUACGACAUACGAUGCGAGAAGGAAAGCUUAUAGUUAGCAAUUGUCCAUUGAUUUGGAUACAAUUGUUCGAAUGAUGAGAACCUCCCGUUGAACGAAUCUUCCGCACAGGACACGAUGGGUGCAGUUUGUAACUGAACUGCAUAUACAAUUGUUGCUGUGAGAAGUUUGGCGUUUGUAAAUUUAGCAGACUGCUAGUUCUGAAAUAAAGAAUUAGCAAGUGCUUCAUUGAAUACUUACCUUAUUGUCAGAGUGGCCAGUUGUUCGAAAUCUAGCUUCUUCUUGACUAAAGGUCGUUGUGACUGUAGCUAGUUUCUAGAAGUGCUUAUAUUGAGUUAAGAUUUCGUAUUGGUGCACGUAAGCUGUAAUUUUCUUCCACUGGGAAUGAUACACGCUAUAGCUGGGAAUCGGCAGAUAAUUUUAACUAUGUACAUGUAAAUAUAAAUACAUAAAUGCGCAAUAUGUACCGACGCUAAAGUGCUGAAAGUUCCAUUAUGUAAAACGUAAAAGC
Messenger RNA from Sphaeroforma arctica JP610, 1245 nucleotides. RefSeq lists its product as hypothetical. Gene Ontology annotation, cellular component: cytosolic small ribosomal subunit. Bases 151 to 648 code for a protein of 165 amino acids. The transcript has 4 exons. The record is from RefSeq and is a predicted model, not a curated record. Gene Ontology annotation, molecular function: RNA binding; structural constituent of ribosome. NCBI's taxonomy places the organism in Eukaryota, Ichthyosporea, Ichthyophonida.